AUGCCAAUUAUAGGAUCAGGUGGUAUUUUACCAGGAGAAAGUUAUUUAUUGGGAUGGGGAUUUAUAUCAACAUUUAGUUCAGCAUUAAUAUUAUGGAGAACAACAUAUAAUCUCUUUUUUAAUAGAAAAAAAGUAAAAAAAGCAAGAGAAGCAAUUCAUAUUGUAAUGAGCUGUUUCAUGAUUUUGGUCUCAACAUCAUUUUUUAUAACAUCACAAUUAGUUGUAAAUGAUGGGCCACCAUUAAGUUUAAUUAAAGGUUUAGUUGGUAUUUUCAUUUUAUUAAAUUUCUUUAUUCCUCUUUUAAUUUUUUCAAUUUUAUCAUUAUUUUUAAAUUAUUGGAUUGGUAUUAGUACAGAUGUAAGAAUGAAUGGUAAAAUUUUUAAUAAGAAAACUUUAAUUCUUUAUGUUGGAUUCACAAGUCCAUUAGGUAUAAUUGCAUUAUUAAAUAUAAUUGCGUUAAAUAGAGUUUUCUCAUUUAAAGUUACAGAAUCAAUUUAUUUAUUAGCAUUUUAUGUACCAAAUGCAUUAUCAUUAUUAUUAUCAAUUAUUUUAAUUACUUCAAUUGUAAUGUUAUUAAAUAAUACAAGAAAAAUUGAUUCAACUCAUAAAUUUAAAACAAUUAGGUUAUUAUUAAAAUAUUUAAUUGUAUCAUUAACAAUUGGAUUAUUUAGUUUAUUAAAUAUUGUUGAUAAAGCAAAGUAUCAUUUUAUAUUACCUUAUGAAUUUCAUUUAGUAUUCUUAGUUAUAAUUUGUGAUUUAAUUGCAUUUGUAAUUAAUAAUGAUACAAGAUUUUUAGACCCAAUUUUAGAUUUAAUUGACAAACAUAUUAUAAAAUUAAAUAGAAGCAAUAGCUCAUCUUCAGGUGGUAGUGGUGAAAUUAAUAGUUCUGUAUCAUUGGGUAGUAUUAAUGCAUCACAAAAAUCACAUUCAAAAAAUAAAAAUUUAUCAUCAAGUUUAGAUAAUAAUGCAAUUUCAUUAAAUGAAAUUGUAAUUGAAAUACCAUUAUCCUCAUCACCAUCAAUUAAUAAUAGUACAAAUAGUAAUCUUGGUAGUAGUAGUAAUAAUAACAAUAAUAAUAUCUGUAUUAAUAAUAGUUCAAAUAAUAUUAAAAAUGGUGCAAAUUUAGAUCAAGAUAAAUAA
Molecule: messenger RNA, 1140 nt
Organism: Dictyostelium discoideum AX4
Lineage: Eukaryota; Evosea; Eumycetozoa; Dictyosteliales; Dictyosteliaceae
Exons: 4
Coding region: 1-1140 (379 amino acids)
Source: RefSeq, a predicted model, not a curated record